CUGAUUGUGUUUGAAAGUGGCUUCGUGUCAACUGUGAGAAUGCUUUAUUAGCCAAAACUAUUUCGUAGUAUCAUAUAUUGCGUUUAACACCGAGGAAAUGCCGGAUCUGUAUUUUUUUAGCGCCGCGGUGUCGGCGAUUAUUAUUUUAUUUAUCGCAUUUAUCGUGGUCGUGUUUCAGAGUAUUGUAUGGGUGUUUAUUGUGGCUGGCAUUUAUGUGAUUGCUAGUUUUUACGCGGUACAGAUAGCACACUUUAUUGAUGUUUUACUAAUCAAGUUCAAUAUUACAAAUGACAAGUUUAUCACGAGACAUGAGAUUAAGGAUUCAUGCAGCGUGUGCAGCAACAACACCUGCAAAAGGCAUAAAUUGCUGCCACAUUCAACCAAGGUCAAAGUGCCAAAAGACUUUGAUCAAGCAUUAGAACAACUUUUAGAGGAGGUACUGCAAAUUUAUGUCUGCACAUGGUAUUCAGAUUUUUCAGCAAAUGAGGCUUUCAUACAGCAAUUACGUUUAGCCAUAACAACAGUAGCAAAGAAUAUUGCCAUUCGAUUAUUACGUGCAGAUACAGCAGCCAUUGCUUUUGACGGUUUGAUUCCCUUAGCCAUACAGCAUGCUCGAGAUUGGAAUGUAUUGCUCAAAAUGUCCAAAUCUGACAUUAAAACACCCCAGGAUUAUAUCGGCAGUUACUUGAGCUCUAAGAUUCAUCCAGCUGCUUAUUCAAGAGAAGCUGAGUUGAAUUAUUUGCGGGGACUAGUAACUGCGUUGUUGCCACAUUUAUUACCUGCUAUACAUGUGUCAACAAAUAAUAAAGUAAUAUUACGGGAAAUUUUGGCAAAUUGGGUGCUAUUGCCAGCAAUUGAUGCACUUGCGGAUCCAGAAAACAUAAAUAUGCUAGUGACAUUAUCUACUCACCGUGACACUUCUCUAUCCAAUGCUGCAGAGACUGUUACGGUACCAAUGCUACAAUCCUGGGUGACAAUUCCAGCAAUGCACUCGCACAUCACAUACAAUUGCUUCAAACCAUCUCUGAAUGAAGUAUUAAAUGAUCCCGAACUGUUAUAUAUGUUUAUGCAACAUAUUAAAGAGACAGGACCUAUGAAUCUUCUCCAAUUUUGCUUAGAUAUUGAUGAUCUUAGUAAACGUAUGUUAAAUCCGGAAAUGUCAACUAGCGCUGAAAAAAGCUUGUACAUAGAUGUUCGAAACAUGUAUAUGAUGUAUCUUGAUCCUGAUGGUCCAGAAUAUUUAUAUCUACCUUUACAUAUAUCGAAAGGCAUACAACAAAUAUUGGAAGGUGGAUCAGAAAAAAUUCAAGAACUACGGACGUCACGACCUUUCUAUCAAGCUCAUCAAGAAGCACAUGCACUUCUGGAAAGUACUUGUCUACCAUCAUUCCAUCAUAGCUAUCAAUUAUAUAAACGCUUGUGCGGCCAUUUAGUGUCCGAACAAGUAAAAGCUGCAAUAGCUAAUAGUACGAGUGGAAGUACAUCUACUCCCAUGCGAUUCAAUAAUCAACCGAGCAAGAUCGAUGGUGUUUUACGGACAUCUACGAUUGACGGUACCCCAUUUCAACUCCAAGAUGCCUACCCAGUCGAAGAAGUAGAUUGCACGGCUCGAGCAUAUAAUGAGAUGAAAGGUUUCGGUGAUAAGAGUCAUCGUGAUUUAACAACGUGGCGAGUUGCUGUUCCACACGUGGACGGUGGUGGUACACAACCGGUGUAUAUGAUUGCUAUUCAUAGUGUGGCAGAGGCUAAAUCAUGGACGGUCUUGCGACAAGAUCAAGAUUUUUAUACGCUACGGACACGUCUUGCCGAGUUCCAUGGCGAUAAGGAGUUAAAUGACUCGCCAUUACCAUCGCGCAAGAACCCGCACUUAUCCCUCGCAGCUAAUCGUCAGCGUUACGAAGAAUUUCUACAGAAAUUACUGUCUAAACCGAUGCUGAGAAGCAGCGAGCUCCUUUAUACUUUCCUCACGACUCCGAAUUUAAAACCGUAUUUCGCGAACUACAGCACGCCUGACAUUGGCAUCCUUUACCAGAACAUGGCUUAUAAAUUGCGGAAGGAGAAAGGACAGCAUCUCGAUAAGUUCAUGAAUAUCUUUUUAGCAUCUACAAAUACAAAGUACGAGCACAUGGAUAUGGGUGUCGAACCAUCAAGCGAGCAUCUCGGCGAGACAGAAAGUAAAGGCAGAAAACUGAUAGAGGAUGUGUUCGGCAAUAAUUUGAACCUAUCAGUUGCUUUUCAAGAUUUGCCGUGCAGCCUAUCGCAGCGCAAUCACGUGAAAGGUGCAAGCUUAUGCAUCGUAGAAGCUCUUGAUGGUCUACUGAGCAUACCUUCGAUUAUUUCACGACUCUUUUGGAUAUUUGCCUUCUUAUCACGUAAAAGAGUAGACCUUAUUGUGAACACAAUGUUCUAUAAUAUCCUAGUCAAGCUUCUAAGUGGUGGUCGCGCCUCCAUCGUCGUCAAAUUAUUACAUGCAAAAAUAGUAGGCAAAAAUUACAUGAAGGACUUUCCCUCGCAAGGAAAAUGUCGAGAUUAUUACGAAACGGCAAGAGAAGGAUUGCAUUCCUUGUGGCGAUUAAUAGGAUUCUCCAAACCUUGGAACAAUUUAAUGGAUUCUCUUUUAGAUCCUUUACAAAAUGCGCCAUUCAAUAAGCAUCUAGCAUACUUUUUGCUAGAUCAUGUCCUAAUAAAUCUUUUUCCAGAAGUGACUACAUAAUGUUACGGUUUUUUUUUAAGAUUGUAAAAACAAACAAUUGUAUAUAUCGUAAUUCUAUAAAGCUACUUAUACAUAUUUAAAUAUAUCUUCUUGUACAUGUA
Molecule: messenger RNA, 2814 nt
Organism: Pogonomyrmex barbatus (red harvester ant)
Lineage: Eukaryota; Metazoa; Arthropoda; Insecta; Hymenoptera; Formicidae
Product: sorting nexin-14
Biological process (GO): autophagosome maturation
Cellular component (GO): late endosome
Molecular function (GO): phosphatidylinositol binding
Source: RefSeq, a predicted model, not a curated record